AUGAGAGGUAGAAAGCCGAGGUGGUACAGCCUCCAGAACAUUAGAAUUCGCCAGUCAUGGAACAAGCAUAAUCUUUUCAAUUUGUUGAGGAAGAAGCUUGUCAUAAACCGUUUUAGCAGGACCUUUUUCCAGCAGAAAUGGGCCGCCAAAUCCGCAACUCGUGCCUAUCAUGGCGCUCACAUUAAGGAGACGGACUGGUCUCGCAUGUUCUCCCGCCGCCUCUACUCCGCCGUCGACAUGCCCCCUGAGUAUCUAGCCACUUUCGAUGGUUCCGAACAAGCCUCCGGUCGCGGAUCUGGUCGCGCCGGCCUCACUAUCAACGCCAGCAGCUACUCCCGGUACGAAAAGGAAAGGCAGCGGCGCGCCAACGAAGAGCCGACGGGUUCUAGGCUACAUCCCAGACAGGCCGAUACCGACAGUCGCGGAAAGCUUCUUAGUACGCCUAUCAACGAGAUGACGCCGUACAUGCAGAUGGCCUAUGCACCACUCGAGAGAAGACUAGAUGUCGCCAUCUUCCGCGCAAUGUUCGCCAGCAGCACACUCCAAGCCAAGCAGUUUUGCACGCACGGCGCCGUCAAGGUCAACGGCAAGACUAUGCGUUAUGGUGCCUACCUGCUCAACCCUGGCGACAUGUUCCAGGUUGACGUAGACCACGUUCUCUACGCUACCGGCCGACCCAAGACCCCGGCACACGCAAAGUACCUUGCCGGUGAAGACUGGGAAACCAAGAACGCGUCGCUAAGCUCCAAAAAGGACAAGAGCGCCGACGCCGAUGCCGAGACCUCAGAACAAACUGCGGCUGAAGCCCCUGCCGAGGCGGAGACCGAGGAUGCUGAAGCCCAGGCCGCUGCCGAGGGCGAAGGCGCCGAGGCCAAGGAGGAACUGACCGAGGAGGAGCGUGCUGCGCAGCACAAGAAGCACCUCAAGUCCCUUGUGCGCUCCGCCAAGGACCUCAUCAACGACGGCCAGGGCCUCAACCCGCGCAAGAAGCGCCAGCUCCGCUCUUUCAUGAGCGAGGCCAAGCGUGCCAUCGCCCAGUCCGGCCGUACCGCCGAGACGGCAACCGUCAGCCCUGACAACAUUAUGGACCACCUGUCGACCCUGCUCAAGGACUUUAAGCUCGACGGCAGCCAGGUCGAGGCCGUCGCUGCCCCCGAGGAGCAGUCGAAGCAGGAGGCCGAGCAGCCCAAGCCUAGUGCCAAGGAGAAGGCCAACAAGGACACCCUUACCGAGCUCGUCUCCAGCAAGGAGGUGCGCAAGGCCAUCGACGGCCUGUCCAAGGAGGAGCAGAACGCACUUGCAAGCCUGCUUCGCAAGGACGCCGAGAACCCCAUUGACGAGUCUAAGCCCUACUGGACGCCUUGGCAACCCCGUCGUUACAUGGCUCCUUUCGCCUUCAUUCCCCGCUACCUCGAGGUGAACCAGAACAUCUGUGCCGCCGUCUACCUCCGUCAUCCCGUCGCCCGUCGCGGUCUCGCCGAGGUGCCCACUCCCUUCCCUUACGAGACGAACCAGCUGGCCUUCAACUGGUACCUGAAGAGGCGGUAA
Colletotrichum truncatum is the source of this 1548-nucleotide messenger RNA. RefSeq names its product mitochondrial 37S ribosomal protein uS4m. Gene Ontology annotation, molecular function: structural constituent of ribosome; rRNA binding. The record is from RefSeq and is a predicted model, not a curated record. NCBI's taxonomy places the organism in Eukaryota, Fungi, Ascomycota, Sordariomycetes, Glomerellales, Glomerellaceae. Gene Ontology annotation, cellular component: mitochondrial small ribosomal subunit. Gene Ontology annotation, biological process: ribosomal small subunit biogenesis.